Molecule: messenger RNA, 1236 nt
Organism: Gastrolobium bilobum
Lineage: Eukaryota; Viridiplantae; Streptophyta; Magnoliopsida; Fabales; Fabaceae
Product: protein JINGUBANG-like
Exons: 1
Coding region: 13-1236 (407 amino acids)
Molecular function (GO): protein binding
Source: RefSeq, a predicted model, not a curated record
ACCAUGUGAAUCAUGGAACACCACAGAUUCAGUAGUACUGGCUCUUCAUCUGACUCUAACCACAUCCAAACAGGGUUAACUUCUCUGUCUUCACAACGCAGCCUCGCAUCAGUUCCUUCCCUUAACUCACACUCUCAUCAUCAUCUCGAGAACCUUCCAACCACCUCUCACAACUGUCUCACAACUUUCAAAGGCAACACUUCCUACAUAUCCUCUCUAACCCUUGUUGGGAAAUUCCUCUACACAGGCUCAUCAGACAGAGAAAUCAGAUCCUGGAACCACACCCCUUUUCAUCACUCUGAAUUCAACCCUCAACAAUCAACCAGUAACAUUGUAGUUGCUGGAAAGGGUGCAGUGAAGUCCAUAGUAGUUCACUGUAAUAAGCUUUUUAGUGCUCACCAAGACCACAAAAUCCGUGUUUGGAAGAUUAAAACCAACAGCGAAAAUGACCAAAAGUACACCCUUUUAGCCACACUCCCAACGUUCGGAGACCGUGUCUCAAAACUACUGAUCCCCAAAAACCAUGUUCAGAUUCGAAGACACAAAAAGUGCACAUGGGUUCAUCAUGUUGACGCAGUUUCUUCACUGGCCUUGUCCAAAGACGGAACCUUGCUGUAUUCAGUUUCAUGGGACAGGACAAUCAAGGUUUGGCGAACCAAAGACUUCACAUGUUUGGAAUCAUUAAACAACGCACACGACGAUGCAAUAAACGCGGUUGCAGUUUCUUACGAUGGUUAUGUUUACACCGGAUCAGCAGAUAAGAGAAUUAAGGUUUGGAAGAAAGGAGGCGAAAUAGGAGGAGAAAAGAAACAUUCCCUGGUGGACACGUUAGAGAAACACAAGUCUGGGAUUAAUGCAUUGGCUCUUAACAGUGAUGGGUCUGUGUUGUAUUCUGGUGCAUGUGACAGAUCUAUAUUGGUUUCGGAGAAGGAUGUGAAUGGUAAAUUAGUGGUGGUGGGUGCGUUAAGGGGGCACACCAAGUCUAUAUUGUGUUUGGCUGUGGUCUCUGAUUUGGUGUGCAGUGGUUCAGAGGAUAAAACGAUUCGAAUUUGGAGAAGUGUUCAUAGAGAUCAGUAUUCUUGUUUAGGUGUUUUAGAAGGGCAUAGAGGUCCAAUUAAGAGUCUCACUGCUGUGGUGGUUGAUCAUCGUGACUCGUCCGAAACAUCCUUUCUUGUCUAUAGUGGCAGUUUGGACUGUGACAUCAAGAUGUGGCAGAUUUUUGUUCCUGUUCUCUAA